This is a messenger RNA of Microbotryum saponariae, 1294 nucleotides long. The record is from the annotation of a GenBank genome assembly. Lineage: Eukaryota; Fungi; Basidiomycota; Microbotryomycetes; Microbotryales; Microbotryaceae.
AUGAUCAGGAUCCCGUUGGCCCCUCUACGCCUGACCGACUACACGCGCCUUACGUCCCCCUUGUCACCUCACAAGCGGAAGAGUGGCCGUAGUAGUGGUUCCGGUAGCACUGCAAGUUCGAGGACGAGCCGUUCGAGCGUUUCGUCGGUCGCCACGCCCAGUGGAGACGCGUCGAGUGAGGCCAGUGCGAGUACGAGGACGAGUACGAGUACGAGGGGCACACGCUUGUCGAGUACGAUGGCGUCUUCGUUAUUGCCUUCACCUUUCGGAACGACGACGACAACUACACCCCCCCUUGCGCGGAGUAGUAGCGAGGCGGGACGGCCCUUGAAGACGCUGUACGAGGCGCCGCGACCUUCGUCAUCCUCCUCGGCGCGGGCGAUGGCGCAUGAAGACGAACAAGGCGACGACGAUGACGACGAUUCACCCGAUGAACUGGUGGCACAGACGAAUCGAGCAGCAACUACACCACCGAGGAGGUUGAUGGACCUUUUCCUCAGCUCGGCGGCCAAGGAGAGGGAAGCAUCCGUCUCGGCAGGUCGAGCCCAUUCGCCGCGCUCACCGCAACCGCGUAGUCGGACCAGGAGCGAACCCGUUCAUCUCAGUCCGUCGAGGAAUGCAGCAAGAGCAUCGGCCACGCCUGCUCCUGCACCCACGAGCAAGGAUGAGGAGAUGGCUGCGGCACCGAGUAAGUCUAGUCGAUCAUGCACCUCAGCUGGCAGCACUUGCUGACUUUUGUUACCCGAAACCAGCGUGGUCGUUCUACGAAGAUCCAGUCGAACCCGCACCCGUCGCGUCGACCACAGCGAACGGAGCAAACGACUCCACCUUGGAUACCGAAGCGGACGAAGUCGAAUACCACGACGAGAACACGAAACCCUCACCAACCUCAUUGGCGCGCCUACUGCGGCAUCGAUCCCUCGCCCCCGUCGAAGCACCGAGGCUAAUGCCCUCCCCCACCUCGAUGACAAUUCCUUCCGCGCCCGUCCCGCAGACCCAAGUUGCCCCACCUUUGACGCCCCCACCUACUACCUUGGAAUGGAACGAGAUGCACACUAUCACGGCGAUCGCGAUCCCUGGGUCACCGCCUUCCAUCUUCCCCACCUGGGACCCGAUCGAGGACUCAACCAGAAGGCAAAGCUUCUUCGGCGAUACGGGCAACCAUUCGUUCGACUCGAGGAUAUCGUCCUCGCAUGGGUGUGACGAGAUAGGCAGAAAACGAAGUGGUCUUGGAGAGGAAGAGCUGUUAGAAGAGGCGCAUGAGGGGAAGAGGAUGAGGUUGUCCAGCGAGUGA